This is a messenger RNA of Botrytis sinoallii, 1202 nucleotides long. RefSeq lists its product as uncharacterized. Bases 1 to 990 code for a protein of 329 amino acids. The record is from RefSeq and is a predicted model, not a curated record. Gene Ontology annotation, cellular component: oligosaccharyltransferase complex. Lineage: Eukaryota; Fungi; Ascomycota; Leotiomycetes; Helotiales; Sclerotiniaceae. The transcript is spliced from 3 exons.
AUGCAUUUCCUCAAGGCAUUGGUAGCUUCCUUGCUACCUUUAGCUGUUCUAGCUGCCAAAAAGCCCGCGGUCGAUAACUUUGAACGAUACCAUACCAAAUCUCUCUCAUCUACCCCAUUGAAGCUCGAUGAUAGUGUCUACAGCAAAUUGACCACUGCACCAAGAGAUUACUCUGUUGCCGUAUUGUUGACAGCUUUAGAAAAUAGAUUUGGUUGCCAGUUAUGUCGUGAAUUUCAACCAGAAUGGGAUCUACUGUCAAAGAGUUGGAUCAAAGGAGACAAGCAAGGAGAAUCUCGCCUGCUCUAUGGAACACUUGACUUCAUGGAUGGCAAAAGCACUUUCCAAUCUCUUAAUCUACAAACUGCUCCCGUCCUUCUACUGUUUUUACCUACAAUUGGCCCUCAUGCCUCUACAAUCAAUGGCCCCGUGAGAUACGACUUUACGAACGGCCCUCAAACUGCUGAACAAGUCCACUCUUGGAUUACUAGACAUCUCACCGAUCGACCACAUCCUCCAGUCCAACGACCCAUCAAUUGGCUCCGUAUUGGCGCAGUUACCACUACUAUUCUAGGAACGGUCACCUUUAUUAGUGUUGCAUGGCCAUAUGUCUUACCCGUCGUUCAAAACCGAAAUGUUUGGGCUGCAAUAAGCUUGAUUGCCAUCCUUUUAUUCACCAGUGGUCAUAUGUUCAACCACAUUCGAAAAGUUCCAUACGUUGCUGGUGACGGACGUGGAGGUGUCAGCUACUUUGCAGGUGGAUUCUCAAAUCAAUAUGGAUUGGAAACACAAAUCAUUGCUGCUAUGUAUGGGCUUUUGUCCUUUGCAACAAUCUCUUUGGCUCUCAAAGUUCCACGUAUCUCAGACCCCAAAAUUCAGCAAGUCGCAGUCCUCGUAUGGAGUGGAGUAAUCUUCGUUAUGUACAGCUUCUUACUUAGCGUUUUCCGUAUCAAGAACGGCGGAUACCCAUUCUGGCUCCCACCUUUCAGCUGAACGGUGUAAUCUACGAGUCUGUUAAGUGACCAAAGAGAUAUCCAUGUAUCAUAUACCGCCCUCCGUGGUCGGUUUCAUAUACUUACUGAAAAGCGAAUCUUACAUUUCCUUGGCCCCAAUGCUUGGCCUCAAAUAAAAAUAUUUUAAGAAUUAAAUAUUUCAUUUUUGUUAGAGCUUUCACCGUGUGAUAGUCAAUACAUGACCAAGUGUUC